Anopheles marshallii is the source of this 1626-nucleotide messenger RNA. Its product is annotated as TLR4 interactor with leucine rich repeats-like. The transcript has 2 exons. Lineage: Eukaryota; Metazoa; Arthropoda; Insecta; Diptera; Culicidae. Gene Ontology annotation, molecular function: protein binding. The coding region runs from base 1 to 1626 and encodes 541 amino acids. The record is from RefSeq and is a predicted model, not a curated record.
AUGUUGCCCAAGUGUUUGCUUCUUGUCUGCUUGUUCGCAUCGCUCAAUGGACAGCCGGCCGUAGCGAAGCCUCUUCAUUUCGUAUGCUCCGGACAGUCGUCACCGGGUGCGGGAUGUCUUCUGAGUGGUAUCAACAUACGUCCAGAGGAUGUCAUUACGAGUCCACCGAACAUACGACCGGCGAACGAUCGGAAGGUAGCAUUCCAACAGUCGAACCUUGCGUAUCUGCCGCCGGGUUUGUUCGAACAGUUUCCCCACCUGGAACAGCUAAACGCAUCCGGUGUUACGCUCGGUUCCAUCCCGGCGGGCUGCUUCGAUAAGGCCACAAAGCUUACCCGGCUGAACCUGGCGUACAAUCGGCUGCAAACGCUCCCGCCGAAGGCAUUCCACAAACAGACCGGUCUCGAGCAGCUAGAGCUCCAGAACAACACACUCGCAAUGUUCGAUGGAUCGGUCCUGCCGGAAAAUGCUCCCCUGAGGUCGCUGAACCUGUCCGGCAAUGGACUAACCGAGAUUCGGUGGGAACCGCUGAACAAACUCCGCACACUGGAAACGCUUGACGUCAGCAACAAUGGGUUGGGGUCGAUUUACGUUACCAAAUCGCUGCGCGUACUCAAAGCAGCCAACAAUCGUGCCAGUUCGCUCCAGACCGAUGCGAACAAUUUCAUCUUCGUGCUGGAACAGCUCGAUCUGAGCAGGAACGAAUUUCGGGAGCUGUCCGGUGUGGCACGGUUCGCCAAAGUGACACACCUCGAUGCAUCCCACAAUCAGCUGGAAUCGUUCGAUUUUUCCCUCGUCCGCAAUAUGCGCUCCCUGGUGGCACUGAACCUGGCGUACAAUAGACUGUUCGCCGUCAGCACUACCGGCUCACCACCGACCGCUGCCGGUACGCUCGAGGUGGUAGACUUGUCGAACAACUUCCUGACCACACUGCCGUCCACCAAUGCGAGUGGCGUUUCGUCCACCCGGAAGCUACACCUGGAAGGGAACGGACUGGUGAAUAUGGAGGUGCACGAAAAUGCACUGUACUGGCCGCGGUUAAAAUCGAUCACGCUGGGCGAUAAUGAUUGGCAAUGCGAGUUUGCCGAGCGGAUUUUUGCCAUCCUGACGCGAAGGUCGAUUGCGGUCGGCGGUGACGCUGAUAAGUGUGGCCGGGUGGGCCAUAUCAAGAAGGGGCGGCUAUGCUGUGCGGAGCUCAAAAAUCCCUACCUCGACCGGUUGAUAAGGACGCGCAUGCAGAUGGAGACUGACAAACAGAUCCUCAGCGGACUCCCGUCGGUGGUAGGUGGUGUUGCCGAAGGUGACGUACAGAAGCGAACCGAUCAGCUGCGUAAAGCUUUAACGGUAGUUAGUCAUUUGCAAAAGGAUAAAACGCAACUCGAGGCUAGCAAUGUGGCACUGACGAAAGCUUUGGAGGAGGAGCGAGCGAAAAAUAAAAUGCUGCAGGAAUCGGCCGGACGUCAACCGUCAGCCGUAGGUACAUCGGCGGAUGCGGCGAAGGAAAAGAUCGAUCUUCAGGCGGCUCUGGCAAGGUCCCAGAGCGAGGUGAACAGUCUGAGAGCUCAGCUGACAAAGUGCUCCUCGACAGUGAACACACGCACCGGACAAACGGUCAUUAUACAAUAG